This is a messenger RNA of Triplophysa rosa, 8619 nucleotides long. RefSeq lists its product as uncharacterized. The coding region runs from base 3199 to 4416 and encodes 405 amino acids. The record is from RefSeq and is a predicted model, not a curated record. The transcript has 14 exons. Lineage: Eukaryota; Metazoa; Chordata; Actinopteri; Cypriniformes; Nemacheilidae.
GCCACAUCCCACGACUGUGAAGUGGAGGCGAAGGGACAGAAAUUGGAAUUUGGUUAGGCCUCUGUGAGGAAAAACCGUAAUAAAACCAAAACUGAAGAGACAAGCUCCUAAACAUGCUCCCACCAAUGUGCCCAUCCAAGAGGAGUUUGUUUAUGGAGCAGAAACUGUCUCACUCAUUGAAGAACUGGAGCGAAUCCUUAAUGAAGAAUGUGUUCAGUCUGUAGAUGUGUCUGUGGCCACAGCCUGGCAAAAGUAGCAAUCCCUAAGCCAUGAAAGAUGGCACAUUACAAGGGAGUCCAUGCACUGUAAAAAAUGAUAUGCUCAAUAAGUUAUGUUAACACAUGUUUUUCCUUUGACUUAAGUCAUUAAAAUAAUUUAUCGAAUUUCAACUUAAUUUUCUAAUUUGUAAUAAAUUUAACUAUAUAUUUUAUGUCAGUUUAACAUAAUUUAAAUUCAAGUGACCUGGUUAAGUUGAAUAGACGUAACAUUUUAAGUUGAACUGUAACUGACAGGUUGAUUGCAUGGCUUAUGCAGGGGUUUAAUUUUGACAGUAUUCAACAUAGGAGUCUUUUAAACUUAAGAAACAAUAAAAUAUAAAAAUAAAAAUACAUAAAAAUUCAAGCGGACCGUGUCCCUAAUGCCACAAACAACGCACAUCAAGCGGACUAUAAUUUACUGAACUAAAUUGAACGGCGGAAGAAUACUAAGGCGAACAACCAUGGGCCUGACUGGAAGUGGAUGCUGCUUGUGUCAGUCGGGUUGGCGGAAGAACACUUAACGUUACACAGUAGUUGAGAUUCACAUUGUUGACUGCUAGCCUGUGAUCAUAUGAUAUUUACACUGCUAGCCUGUGAUUAUAUGAUUAUAUGAAGUGGACUUGUAAGUUUUGCAAUUUUGUCACAUACAAUGAAAAAACAAUUAUUUCUCAUUACAAAAACAGUCACGGACGUGGAAGGCGGGGUUUCGUCUGUAUUUACUCCUCUUGUCUCAUGUCUCAUGUACAGCUGCUUUGUAACAAUGAAAAUUGUAAAAGCGCUAUAUAAAUAAAGUUGAGUUGAGUUGAGUAUCUAUGCACCAUGUGUGAUGGAGAUGUCCAUCAACACCUUCCUAUCCAUGACAGGGAGUCUAUGGUACAUGGGUUUUUUAAGCCAUUGUGUCCAACCACUGCAGUGAAGAGACAUUCUGAGACAUUUGAAUUCUCCAAACAGGGUAAGCUUUUCAUGUGUCCCAUCAAUCAUGUCUGUACAUUUCAAAUGGUUGUCAAUUAGUGUAAAAUUAUAAUUGAAUAUAUUAAAACCAGUGCUGUCAAUCGAUUAAAAAAUUAAUCGGAUUAAUCACACAUUUUCUGUGAUUAAUCACGAUUAAUCGCACAUAACAAUAAUAUUUUAAAAUAUACUUUUACAUUUGAAUAAUUUCACAUUUAAUCUUCAAAUUGAUGUAGAAACAACAUAUUUCUUUAACAGCGUCAUUUUAUGAAUGAAAGAAAACAUUUUGAUAUUAGUACUGUAACUGAUGUCUCUAUUAAAUUGAUUAUUUUAACAUUAAUUAUAGCCAUUCAACAAUAUAAUUGAGAGCUAUCAUGAAAUAUACAGAAAUUGAAGGAAGUUCUCAAACACUUUACAGUCUUUAAUGCUAAAUUAUAAAUUAAAUGCAGAAGAGUUCUCAUUAAAGCUACAAAAUCACAUUGAUUUCUUCUUUUAUUUUGUUCUUUGAUUAACAUUAGUGACAGGAGUCACAGCAGCAUGUUUAAAAACGUGGCCCCUUUAAGAGCUCAGUACCGUCACCGCACUCCCAUUUUCACAACUCUUUGCAUUCAUUUAAGAUUUUAUUUUACACUUUGAAGUUUUGCUUAAGAAAAUGCUAGACAAAACGGGCUUUCUGACAUAAUCUUGUAUGGUUUUAUCCAUUCAAGCACGAAAGAGAACUUAACAUGGAUGCGCUUGUCUGACAGAGAUUCACGGACGCAGCCUUCAGCCCAUGACUGUUUACACCAGACUGGACCUCGCGUUGCGUUUUGCCGCGUCCCACAGUUUAGAAGCUGUCUAUCUUCAUUGAACGCGUCAAAGCAAGUGUUUAAAAUCACGCUUAAGUGGUUUAGAAGCCUGUACACGAAUAAGAGCGUGAUUACAUAAUGUAACGCUAGACAAAGAAUGUCAAAACAAACGGAUGCUGCGUUAAUUGCAUUAAAUAUUUUUCACGCGUUAAUUUGAAAAAAUUAAUCACAUGCGUUAACGCGUUAACGUUGACAGCCCUAAUUAAAACAUAUUUUAUUUUACUUGUUUAUAAAUCCUUUACUUAGGGAAUGUUAUUGUUAUUGUUUUGCUUUUGCUGUUUAGUCCGAUAUCUUCCACUACUUUUCCCAGAGAAAAUCUGUGCCUGUUCAGAAAGUUUGUGCAGUGUAUUCAAUGGCAAGCCAAUUAUUCUAAUCAAUUUUAAUGGUAAUGUGUAGUUUUUCUCUUUAUAAAAAACAUAAAGGUUGCUAAAAGAAAACUCAAUGAUAUUUUGAUUAGUAAUUUCAAAAUGUGUUGUGAUAUAUCACUUUUUAAUAGGACGGUACAAUCUCACCCUUCCAUCACUGGAGUGCGGAUGCUGUGGGAAAACAUGGACAGUGGGACUCAGUGAUCUGCUCAAGUCUGGGUACUGGCCAGCUUCCAUACAUUUUGAGACUGUGUAUGUGGCUGGCCUUUUGAAGUCUUUUCUAGACUUAAAACUUCUUGCUCCUGGCCUUUCACGUCAAGCAUUUGUUGGAAUGCUUGACCGGAGAACAGAGUGCAAUGGCAGGAAGGGAAAAAUAUGUGGAGACACAUACCAGAAAGCCUUUCUGGAGUGGACAUUUGCCCAGCAUGAGGUUGAGAGGCUGUGUUUCCAGCCAUUUAAAUGUCCCGCUUGCAGUCCAUCCAUGCAUGCCAUCUCAGUGGAUGGUAACAGGAAGUUAUACAGGUUCAACAAUGCACAUGGAAAGAGAAACAUGAUAGAGAAGGGCUACUUUGAUGGCACAUUUAUAAUGAAAGACAAUGAUGUUUCCUCCUUUGUGGAAUAUGUUCAUGAAAAGACCAAGCAUGCCACAGGUAAAGGGUUUGUGGCUCCUCUCAAUGGACAGCAGCAAAGGAGUCUGCGAAAAAGUCAACAUCAAAGAUUGAUGAGGAAGGCCUUGAGAUUGCUGUGUGCCGACAUGGAGGACUUCUAAAAGGCCUAAAUAUGUUCAGAGGGGAAAUAUUUGCUUAUCCCCUGUUCCUUCAAAACACCCUCUCAAAAGAAAAUGUGUCACUCUUCUGCUCGGAUGUCGCCUGCAAGUACUGGCCAUACUUAAAAAGAGUGGUGGGACACUGUCCAGAGCUUAGACAUUUAUUAAAUAUGCGGCCACUAUUAUCUGUUAUGCAUGCCAAAGCACAUGAAUGGAGCUGUGAGAUAAAAUGGUCUGGAAGAAACCAAGAGGGAGCUGGUCUUACAAUUGGAGAAGAGGUGGAGCAAGUCAACUCCUUGUCGAGAGCUGCAAUCUGCACUAAAUAUAUGUCCAAAGCUGCCCGUUCAGACAUGCUCACUGUUCUUGCUUCUGCAUGGAACAAACGGAAAUCUGAAAAUCUGGCUAGAUGUUUGUCCCAAAGAUACGUUAAGACAACCGAAAGGCUGAAAGUGGAAAGAGAGAGCUUUGCAAGUCUGCAGGCUGAGCUCAAUGUCAGUGAUGAUGACAUUCAGCAGUGGGUCAGUGAUGUCCAGCAGUGGGCUGCAGAUGUAGUAUCAAGUGGAAAGGAUGACGCUGGACUGGAGGGCAGAAUUCAAGGCCUUUAUAUCAGCAUAAAGCUGAGAAAAAAUAAUCUGUACCAUCAGACAGGUAAUGGCAACCUCUCAACUAAGAAGAUGGUUUUUGACCGGUUCAUGUUGCUUUCCCAACUGAAGGAGGAGGAGCAGAUCUUAGUGAUGGAGGUCAAGCAACACUGGCAAUCACUGAAAGAAGCUGAAUGUUGCCUGAGGGAUCUCUCUGUUGAAAUAAAAAAUAACAACUGUGACAUUACACUAUCAGAGGAGAGCUCCAGUGGACUGCUGUGCCUUCUUAAGAGAAAACUGGAAGACCUUAAUGUUCUGCAAAAUAAUGCUAGGAUGUUAUACCAGCAAUGUGUUCUGGGACAGGCAUCAGAAAACAAUCUAUUCGAUGACAUUUCCGAUGAAGAAAAUGAGUGUUGCAGUGUGUACUGUACAUUUAUUACAUUACAUGUAUAUAUAAUAUGUAAUAUAAAACAUGUAUAUUUAAGUAUACAUUUUCACCGCAUACAAGUUUUUUUCCAUACUGUUAGCAAAAUAAAAUACUUGAAAAGUGAGUCUUGUCUUUUAAUUUCUAUUCAGGCAGGUGUUCCAUGUGGUGUACUACUUUUUGAUUACCUUGGUAUUACAUUUGACCUCACUUAUUUGUCAAGUUGAUUUAAAUUGGACAAUCUUAUAUAUUAUUGAAAUAAAAAUAAAUACAGGGUUUUUUUGUACAUACAUUUUCAUUAAAUGUUACAUUAUAUUUAAAUAUUACAAGGUUUCCUAGACGGGUUGAUAAGAUUAACGAAAUGCUGAAAAGUAAUAAAAUGGAACAAUAACUAUUUUAAAAUAAAAACACAAAAAAAUACUUUUUUAUUUGUUUAUCUGCAUGUCAUGGAACCAUUAAUGAACACCAGAUAAUACAACUUAAUUAUUUUGGAAAAUCUGGUGGUCAAAUGCUGUACUUCACUGUUUUCAGUGAAAGAUACAUGACUAGUGGCUAUAGUUUGUGAGUGCAAUCCGAUAGAGCACCUUUGGGAUGUGGUGGAACAGGAAAUUUGCAUCAUGGAUGUGCAGCCGACUGAAGCAACUGCAUGAUGCUAUCAUGUCCAUAUGGACCAACAUCUCUGAGGAAUGUUUCCAACACAUUGGAAUGUUUGAAUCUAUGCCAAUAACAAUUAAGGCAGUUAUGAAGGCAAAGGGGAUCCAACCCAGUACUAGCAAGGUGUACCUAAUAAAUUGGCCUGUGAGUGUAUAUAUUUCUUGGGUUAGCGUUACAGUGGUCCUAAUAAGUAACCAAGAAAAUGUAAAUAUUCACCCAAAACAUGUUCUGUUUUAUCAAUGUUUAUAAGUGAAUUAAGUUUUAACCUAAUAAUUUAAAAUAAGUAUAUGAGUAAGAUGCUUUCAGAUUGAAUGCAAUAAAGUAGUCAAUCAAUCCUUAGUUAAUAUUAGUACUAAAUCAGGCUGUCAAGAGCAGUUGUGUUGAUUUGAAUUAUUACUGAUUCAUAUUAUAGUAAGUGAAUAUUAAAUUAUAAAAUACAAUGACACUAUUUUGUUGUUCCGUUUGAGCUGAAGAAUGAGAAAGCAUGAGUUGAGCAUGACAGGCAGGGCCACACACUGGAUAAGCAUGUUGUGACUUCUCUUUUAUGAAAUACAUUCUCUUCCAUUGCUCAGGGAUCUUGAAUAAUCUAGAAAUGUUAAUCAAAUGUAAUUUUGGCAGGAUGGUCAGCUCUCCCUCUACAGUUUUCUUUGUAGAUUUUUUUUUGGUAAUGUUUUUCAUGAUACUGGGGGGAGAAUGUUGUUUGUUUUUACCGUUUUGGCCUAAGCAAACAAAUAAAUCAUUACAGUCACAUUGGUUGUUUCCUUCACUCCUUAAAUUUUAUGAUCAUCCUACUACAAUUAUCUUUUGAAAACUCCAGUUGCCUUUAAACUCUGAUACACUUAUUAUGUUGCCCACUAUCUUUGAUGCUGACAUCACAAAUCAUAUACCUUCACUCCAUCUGCAUUGCAAGGGGUGUAAUGCAAAAAAAAGCGUAUUUUCAUCAUUUCAUCAUUAAUCAUAUUAUCAUGUUACCAAAUUGACUCUAACAGUCCUCUGUUUUGUAUUAUUACAAGCAUUGUUUGACCAAUCAAUAUUUGAUACUACUAUGGAAUUAUUACAUAUCUUACAGUAUGUUAAUGCAGUAUAGUGGUACUUCACUUUCUCUAGACUCUUCUCACUGGGCCCAUUUGAAGCAAUCAUUGUUAAUGUGCAUGCUUAUAUGUGACAAUACCUUGUACAUCUAGCCUCCAGGGAGAAUAUGGUUGUUCAUAUCCAUAUACUUACUAAACAUGAGGACUAAACAUGAGCGUUUAAAAUAGACCGCUACUGAAGAACUGUUUUUAAAUGGUGUAUUAUUUCAGCGUGAGGCACUUUUUAAGAAUGUUAACAUACAAUCUAUUCAUUUUUUUCCAAUCCUAAUGGAAAUAAAAUUAGGAUACCACAGAACAUAUAGCAGUACAAGUUUUGGCUACUAAUGUUGAAUCUUUGGAGUAUGUAUAUGAGCCAGGUGUUAAACUCCAAGAAUUUUAAUAGUGCAGUUAUGAUAAACACCCACACAACCUCCAUCUCUUUGCUAAGUGCUAACUUCUAACAAUGAGCUGCUACCCCCGAGUCUACUUUGAGGUUGUAGUACAGCCAGGGGCGGUUCUAAAUCUGGAAUCGUUUCUGGAAUUUUUUUACCACAACCGAGCAAUUUCGGGUGCAAUGCACAGUUUGUCCUGCAAGUGGCAGUAAUGAUGCUUGUGUGCCAAAAGGAAGAUUACGCAAGCAAGACGCAAACAAUGUCGAGCCUGUUCGCCUUCAGCAAGAUUACGUCUACAUCAUACAGGUAAUGGAAAUAUUUUGUAAAAAUAUAACGAAAAUGCAUAUCAUUACACAUCAUAUUAAAAUACUGACCUAUAUUUUCCGGUGUUGCGCAUGUUAAAUCUACAUAUAAAGCAGUCGUGACUCGUGCCUAUACAAAGAAUCAGCUGCUGCCAGAGAACGCGUAACGCACUAAAGAAAUUUUAUUUGUUAAUGAAAUGAGAUCAAAUGCAACUUACAUUUAUUAGGGUGAAUGUUUGAAAAAAACACGUUUGCCUUAUAAUUAAAAUAAAUGGUCUGUCAUUCCCAAGGAAUUAGCAGAGUUCAAGUAAUCAAUACAGUUUAUUCUAUACUGUCCUGUAUAUUACUUGUGGUGUAUUUGAGAGUCAAGCUUUAGUUUUUCAUUUAUGUAUGUACAUUUAAAAUGCAGAAAAGUGCCUAAAUGUUAUUAUUGUUGUCAUUGUUAUUUUGACUAUAUACAAUGUGUUGUGAAAUAAAUGACCAUGGAACAUUAAUUUGAGCUGAACUUGUUUUAUUAGCUUAUUAGUUUACUUAGAGAAAACAGUAAUACAUGACACUGAAAAAUUACAGAAAAUUAAUCAUGACACAUGUUAGUGUGCCCCCUAAAAGCAUAAGUGGCCCCUGCCUGGCCGCCCCCAGUAGUCUAGGACCGCCACUGAGUAUAGCCCUGUAGUACAGCCCAUAGUGUUGGCAUCCGUGUGGUACGCAAUGAAGAUGAAACGCUGAUUUCAAAAGCAGUAGUUACAUAUACAGUUUUUUGAAUAACAUAAUAUAACAUAUUUUUUGGCCAAAGUUACCAGAAUAAGUUAUUACCUUGCUUCGAACACGUAGGGUUGACUACUUACGAUACAUAAAUCUUUGUACUGAUAUACGAAGAACAUAUGGUAACACGGACUACUUUACCUGAUCGGUGGACAUAGUUUGAACGACGUAUCUGGGUCUGUCGGCUUAGUAAACAAACUCACGUGUAUUGAGCUGCCAGCGGGAAAUCUUUGUGACAGUUUUUACGACACUGCAUACAGACAAUUCAUUCUGCUUAUCAACCACGUGGGGCAACAGUGAGCAAAAGUUGCUUGUUGCCGCUUUAAAAGCACACAAUGCAAAUAACAAUCUAAUCAAAUGGUGUUGGCUCAAUUUUUUUAAGUGUUUAAGUAAUUUUUUAAGUUGAUCCAACUGUUCAUUUUUUACAGCGUGAGGGACCAGUGUUUUGCUCCUCCAGUUGGUCCUCAAGUGCUGUUUUGCUCCUCUCAAUAACUAUCGAGUUGUUUUGGCUUAACAAAUUGCUCAGCAAUGUAAAGAGGACCUGUCAUAUCGCUGAUAUAUUACUUCUUUUUGAUCUAAAACACCCAUAUUUUCCAACCAAAAAUCCUCCUUUUUCCAUAGUUUUAUACGACCCAAUGUCCCAAUAGCUCACCGGCGCCAUCUUGUGCAACUAGCAAGUUUGGUUCUCAAGGGCUGUUUGAGAUAUGUGCGAUUAUUUAAUUUCUGUACCUGAUAACUACUAUUAGACCAACCUGAAAGCACUGAUUAUUUUUAUGUUUGCUUCAUUACAUUUAUUUGCACAUACUUGUUCUUAUUUUAUUUGUUGCCAACAACAUUUGAAAGCCUAAUAGUUUUUAUAGUAUCAUAACCUAUUUUUUUAAGAAAACAUAGGUAAAAACAACAAACAAACAAACAACUAGACAAAAUUAUUUAUUUACUUCAUAAUUAUGUAUUUAUUGUGGUAGAGGCAAGUGAAAAUAUUGGCAGGGCAAGGAAACAUUUGAACCAAUUGCUUGUUCGGGUCAGUAGAAAAAAUCCUUAGCGUUGAGCCCUGAUUAUGCACUUAUACAAUUUGCCAUCUAGUGCUUGUAUUGGAGAAAGGUAGUUCAUUCCACAUUUUUUACAUCAUCUUGGGCGCAUAGAGACACAUAUUAUGAUUUACUUGGAGAUUUUGUCUAAAAAUAAAGAAAUUUGUUUGUUUUAGCAUAAUUUGGAAAUAAAUCUUAAACAAUAAAAUCUCACAAUUCAUU